Messenger RNA from Capsicum annuum, 1126 nucleotides. RefSeq lists its product as uncharacterized. The transcript has 2 exons. The record is from RefSeq and is a predicted model, not a curated record. Bases 289 to 867 code for a protein of 192 amino acids. Lineage: Eukaryota; Viridiplantae; Streptophyta; Magnoliopsida; Solanales; Solanaceae.
GGAGGGCUUAGGUCCUUUAAUCCAUUUGACUCUCCGAAAUGUUGCCCUUUAUAUUCGUCCCUUACAAUAAAUAGGCCUUACGCAUCGCCACCAUUCUCUUCAUUCCUUCUCCGCGUUGAGUUAUGAGCUCUAUAUUUCACCCUUUGUUUCUUCCUUAAUUACCAUUCUACUACUCUGGUUAUGAUCGCCGGAAAACUCUGUGCCAGCCUAACGGUAGCCGUUCCUCCUCUUCUUUUCCGCCUUUUUCUACUAUUCUCUGUAUAAAUAAACCGAUAUUUCUAUACUGAGAUGGCAUCUCCGAGAGGUCACCGGAGAGUAAUCGAGGAGAAGAACAGGCUUAAGGGAAAGUUGUCGGAGAAAUCCAUGUCGUUUCAAGGAUAUAUCUCAGGAAGCACUUCAGAGUUGUAUCGAAUGCCUAGGACUGCUCCGGACUUGUUUUCAGGCAAGGGAUCGAUCGCCGGCUCUCCGAUGGAGUUUCAAGUUAAGCCGAAGUUAACAAAGUUACUGUUGAAUGUGACGAUUCAGAGGAGCUUAGGGCCACUUCAGGUGCUGAUAUCACCGGAAUCAACUGUACAUGAUCUCAUCGCCGCUGUUGUACGGCAGUACUCAAAGGAAGGAAGACGUCCGGCACUUUGCUCAACCGAUUUCUCCCGUUACGAUCUUCAUUACUCCCAGUUUAGCUUAGCCAGUUUGGACAGGGAAGAGAAGGUGAUGGCGUUGGGAACAAGGAACUUCUUUCUGUGCCCAAAAAAGUUGGGCGCAGAAACUUCGACGUGCAGUGACUUAACGGCGUCAUCCUCAAGAUGUAAAAAAGAAGCUGAUUAUACUGAUAUCAUAGAUUUGCCUUGGCCUAAUUUCAUGCUGUGAAAAUUUACAGCUGCACAACUUGAUAAAUUGUGGUCCGGCCUACUUCUGAUUCCGUGCAUAGUGAAAGUUUUAGCUUUCUAAAAUGCUCUCGCCUCAAUUAUUAAAGAGGUCGAGGUUAUUGUGUUGUGCAUUAAUUAUUGUGGAAUCUUAGAGCUGUGGAUAGAUGAACUUCAAAAUUGUAGUAGCCUGUCAAGUUGCUGUAUUUGUAAAUAUUUUUGGAUGACCUUUAAUCAAGUGUAAGGCAGUACUUCUUUUGCAA